Molecule: messenger RNA, 549 nt
Organism: Perkinsus marinus ATCC 50983
Lineage: Eukaryota; Perkinsozoa; Perkinsida; Perkinsidae
Product: translation machinery-associated protein, putative
Exons: 6
Coding region: 1-549 (182 amino acids)
Biological process (GO): formation of translation preinitiation complex
Molecular function (GO): RNA binding
Source: RefSeq, a predicted model, not a curated record
AUGUUCAAGUCCUUCACAGAGAGCGAUAUCUCCACGCAGAAUCAAGCAAAAUCAUCAGUGGCUCGCGGAGUAAAGUCCGAUGUCGUUGAGAACUACCCCCGAAUGGAAGAAUGCGCUCCUGGGCUCUUCCCAAAGAAAGCUCAGAAUGUUCUGGUGAAGUGUAAGGAUCAUAUUCAAAUGUUCUCCGUGAAUGGAGAGGUUUUGUUCUUCCAGCUCAGAGACGGGCCAUGGAUCCCCACGCUGAGGACGUUACAUAGAUUCCCUACUAUGAUGCCACUGGUUCGAGUCGAUCGGGGUGCUAUUCGCUUCGUCUUGAAAGGUGCCAAUAUAAUGACUCCUGGUUUGACGAGCCCUGGAGGCGCCUUGCCAGAGCAUUUGGAAAAGGAUCAGAUAGUUGCGGUCAUAGGAGAAGGGAAGGAGCACAUCUGUGCUAUUGGGAAGACUCUGCAGUCAGCUGAUGAGAUGAGGUCGACGAACCAGGGUAUUGCGAUUGAGAAUAUCCAUUAUUUGAAUGAUGGGUUGUGGAAGCUGGCAUCGAGAACACUUUGA